AUGCGCGCCGCCCUGGCCCGCCGCGCCGUGCUGGCCCGCCCCGCGCCGUCGGCGGCGGCGACGCGCUCGCGCAGCGCCCAGGCCCUCGAGGCGCCCUACGUCGAAGAGACCUACGUCGCGCUCGACCGGGACCGGCGCCACGCGGCGCCCGUCGCCUUCGCGGAGUCCUACGCGGCGCCGGCCUUCGGCCGCAUCUCGACGGGGGACCAGUACGUGGCGUCGCUCCGCGGGCGGGACCUGCCCGUCUACCUCUUCGGCGAGAAUAUCGACGAGUUCGUCGACCACCCCAUCGUCUGGCCCUCGGUCAACGCCGUCGCGGAGACGUACCGGCUCGCGGAGCGCGAGCCCGAACUCGCGACGGUCUACAGCUCGCUCAUCGGCGGGCGCGUGCACCGCUUCGCCCACAUCUGCGAGAGCGCCGAGGACGUCGUCGCCCAGAACCGCAUGCAGCGGAAGAUGGGCCAGCUCACGGGCGCGUGCUUCCAGCGGUGCGUCGGCCAGGACUGCAUGAACGCGUCGUGGACGACGACGCACCUCAUCGACGCGGCCCACGGCACGGCCUACCAGGCGCGCCUCAAGGCCUUCGUCCAGCACGUCCAGUCCUACAACCUGACGGUCGGGGGCGCGAUGACGGACCCCAAGGGCGACCGGUCGAAGCCGCCGCACGCGCAGGAGGACCCGGACAUGUUCGUGCGCGUCGUCGACCGCAGGCCCGACGGCGUCGUCCUCCGGGGCGCCAAGGUCCACCAGACGGGGACGCUGAACUCGCACUGGAUGGUCGUCAUGCCCGGCCAGCGGCUCGCUAUUUGGUUUCGGCACAGGCGGCUCGCCCCCGCGGACGCGGACUACGCGAUCUCCGCGGCGAUCCCCGUCGACGACCCCCGCGUGUCCUACAUCCUGGGGCGCCAGUCCUGCGACACGCGGUCCAUGGAGCCGUCGGGCGUCGACGUGGGCAACGCCAAGUUCGGCGGCCAGGAGGUCACCGUCGUCCUGGACGACGUCUUCGUGCCCUACGACCGCGUCUUCAUGGACGGCGAGACGGAGUUCGCCGCGGAUCUGGUGGAGCGCUUCACGGCCUACCACCGGCGGUCCUACGUCUGCAAGGCCGGCGUCGGCGACGUGCUCAUCGGCGCGGCGGCGGAGAUCGCGGACAUGAACGGCGUCGCCAAGGCGUCGCACAUCAAGGACAAGCUCAUCGAGAUGACCCACCUGAACGAGACCAUCUUCGGCAUGGGCAUCGCCGCGUCCAUGUCGGCGAAGCCCACGCCCGCGGGCAACUACGAGCCCGACGUGCUCCUGGCGAACAUCUGCAAGCACCACGUCACGCGGUUCCCCUACGAGAUCGCGCGCCUCGCCCAGGACCUCGCGGGGGGCGUCGUCGUGACCAUGCCCUCCGACGACGACUUCAACAGCGAGGAGAUCGGCGCGAUCCUCAAGAAGUACCUCUGCGCGGCGCCGGGCGUCGACCCGGACGACCGGCGGCGCGUGCUCCGGCUCAUCGAGAACAUGACCAUGGGCCGCAACGCCGUCGGCUACCUCGCCGAGUCCAUGCACGGCGCGGGCUCGCCCGCGGCCCAGCGCGUCCUCAUCCAGAAGCUCGGCCAGAUCGCGGAGAAGCGCGGCUACGCGCGCGACAUCGCGGGCUGCGGCGGCGCCUGCUCCAAGGUCUAG
This is a messenger RNA of Aureococcus anophagefferens, 1671 nucleotides long. RefSeq lists its product as hypothetical. The record is from RefSeq and is a predicted model, not a curated record. The transcript is spliced from 2 exons. The coding region runs from base 1 to 1671 and encodes 556 amino acids. Gene Ontology annotation, molecular function: oxidoreductase activity, acting on the CH-CH group of donors. NCBI's taxonomy places the organism in Eukaryota, Pelagophyceae, Pelagomonadales, Pelagomonadaceae.